UUAAAUUGGUUUCGAAUUAUUUGUUGGAGGAGUUGACAGAUUCCGCAGACAGAUGGCGCGAAAUUUCAACGACACGAUGAAAAGAGUUUUCUCAAGGUUUUGUGUCUUGCUCAUGAUAAAUGUAUUUCAGAUUUUUUUGAAAGUUGAAAUAACAUUUGCUGGUGCAUCUCCCACCUCUGCUGACAAUAAUUUGACCAGUGCAUUAGAUAAUCAAAGGGAAUCAGUUUCAGACUGCCAUAGUACUUUGAUUGCAAUGAAGGGGAAUAUCACCUACAGACCCUUUGACGAUGGACUUCAAUCCUGGCGACAUUGUGAUUGGCUGGUAAUCCUUCCCAAACUCUCUUCAGUGCGUCUAAAGUUCAUCGAUUUUGAUCUUCCUCCAGCAGAUUUCGGACAUUGUAAGCAAGGGUUCCUCAUCCUUGGAACCUUUGAUACAAAAGGUAACAGAGAGAGUAAGCUGGGCCCAGUGUGUGGGACUUGGUUACCCAAGGCGAUCCUUCUCCCCACAGACAAGUUCUGGCUGUCCGUGUUCAGGGUCCCAGCAGAACCUGAUAAGAGCUCAACAGGGUACAGAGGGUUCACCCUCAGCUUCACUCAGGUCUUGCAUCCUGUCCAUGGAUCUGAGGAUUCCUCAAGUAGCCUUGACCCGCGUUGGUUUGCGGCGAUUGUCAUAGCUGGCCCUCUCCUGUGUGUGAUACCCUUGUAUAUCUGUCUGCGUAAAAGGAGAUCUCUUCCCUUGUACUGUGAUAAUCCAGACACGUCGGAGAUGGUGGCCCAGAGAUUCCAGAAGAAGCACCGCCCUCUGUUCAAACCGGACCUCGAGAGAUCCAGAAACAUCCAAAUCUUGGUUUCUAAGCCAUCGAUGGAUGAGGAUCAAAUGAGUAAUAUCUCAGCAUUCUCUUACUUCGGGGGAUCGGGGGAUUACGAGAAUGUUAAGAGCCAACUCAAACAUAGGGAUGACUUCUCUCUCUUUAAAAACAUGUAUGUCCGGGGAUCUUCCUUUCCAUCCAUUGAUUGUUCCUUAGACAGCCCUGUUUUCAUGGAGGAGACACAGAUCAACAAAUCACAUUUCUCCAAAUCCCCCAAGAGCAACUUCCUUACCAUCCCUAUGAUGCGUACACGCAAAUCCAGGUCUUCUUACCUGAGCAUCUUACCGGACUUUGAGUCCACUUUGGACCACAGCAAGAUCCAGAGCAUGGAGCAAUUAAAUCGGAAAUCGGCCGAGUCUUUGACCUUGGCCUCAAUUGGCAAGGUCGACGGUAAACCUGUGUAUGUCAUCCAGGACCAGCCGCCCAGCAAUAAACGACCGACAAUUCCCGUCAUCACCAUUACAUCCGCCUCUCUCAGGAGGAAGCAGAGACUCUCCACCGUCAAAAAACCAGAGUACACAAAUUCAGACUCGGCACUCAUGGACAAGAAGUCAGGGCGACGAUUCCGAGGCUCACUACGGCCGUGCAAGCAUGCAAAGGCGUGGCAGUCUGAGGAUGAUAGUUCUGAUGAAGUAGAGGUCAAGGAACCAGAUAAAGAAUCGGAUAAACAAGAAUCAUAUAACAAAACAACAGAUUACUGGAGACCGGAUCAACAAGCACCAGAUUACGAAAAACCCAGUGAGACAGCAUCAGGUAACAUGGAACUAAAUCUGAACGAUCCAAAUGACAAGGCACCAAUUUGUGAGCAAGAACCAGAAAACAAUGUACCAGAUAAAAAGAAUGAACCAACUAACAAGGAGACAGCUUUCCAGAGGCCCGAUCGCCGGGAACCAUACAUUGUAGACCCCAAUAAGCAUCAGUUCUCAGCCCCAGUUUGUCAUACAGCCAAAAGUUGCCUCGAUUCUCAUUUUGAAUUUUCGACUCCUUCAAUUAUGUUAUACAAAAGUAAAUCUCAUGGAAGACCUUUGGCAUCCUCAGAUGAUACAUGUUUUCAAUCGGAGAGUACCUCAACUCAUGUGUAUGCCUCACUGAUUGGGACUCCAGAUCAGACGGAGGCUGAUUUGUCAAAGGAACGCGAUUACCAAAAUAAUUUGGAUGAUAAAUGUCACCCUAUAAUGACUUUGGAAGAAAGAGUUUUGCUGAAGCAGAUGACUCAGCCCCAGGUGAUGGGGGUGGACAAUCUGGCCUACGAAUCGUCUGAUGAUGGUAGGGAGACUGAGGGUUUGAGGUUGAAACCAGUAAAAAAGGGCGGAGAACUAGACUAUCAGUCAUUGGUCACUGACGAAAACAUGAACUGUGUAGGUGCUGGUUGCAGUGGCUGAUUCAUUGACACAAAACAAUGACUAAUAUAACAGCGCUCAACUUCAUUUAUAAACUUUUUUUCACUUUAAAUUUGCUUUAUUUAUAUGUAUAUAUUUUGGUGCUUUUUGAUAAUAUAUUUACUUGUGUUUAUUAAGAUA
Magallana angulata is the source of this 2389-nucleotide messenger RNA. RefSeq lists its product as uncharacterized. The record is from RefSeq and is a predicted model, not a curated record. NCBI's taxonomy places the organism in Eukaryota, Metazoa, Mollusca, Bivalvia, Ostreida, Ostreidae. The coding region runs from base 53 to 2251 and encodes 732 amino acids. The transcript has 9 exons.